Coprinopsis cinerea okayama7#130 is the source of this 2124-nucleotide messenger RNA. RefSeq lists its product as hypothetical. NCBI's taxonomy places the organism in Eukaryota, Fungi, Basidiomycota, Agaricomycetes, Agaricales, Psathyrellaceae. The record is from RefSeq and is a predicted model, not a curated record. Bases 1 to 2124 code for a protein of 707 amino acids. Gene Ontology annotation, molecular function: protein binding. The transcript has 11 exons.
AUGGCGCGCAACACAAUGGGAAUGGAUAUCGUUGAUCUGACUAGCGAUGGUGACGACGAAAUUCAGAUCACUGGACACAGGAUGGCUCGACUUGUACCACCCCCAGCGGUUCCCAACUCCAAAGCUGCGGCCCGAGCAGCUGCAGCUGCAGCACAGGCGCAAGCACAAGCACGAACUGUGCCAGGUCCACCGUCGACGAUAAACGUUAGGAAGCGACAGACCCUAAACCAACCUGCUGGACCCAGCAGAGCGACAACUACAGUUUCGGCGUCUGUCAUCUCGCCCAACAAGAAGCAGAAGCUAGCACACGAUGCUUUUGGUGGGGGUGUAAAUGUUUCAAGCUUUGGUCCAGUAUCUAUCUCAGCACCGGUUGCCAAACGGAAGAGGACGGCGCCACCCCCGCCUUCCGCGGAAAUCAUCGACAUUCUAGAUAGCAGUGACGACGAGGAGGUGGUGGAUGAGCUUUUGCGGCAGACCAAGAAACUCAAAGUAAAGCGAGAAGAUGGUUCCAGCACGCCCUCCUCCGCAGUCACCUCGAGGUUGAACACGUCCGUGACUUUGCGAACGCCUUCAGAAGGCAUGACAGCGAGCCCGCCACCCCGGACUCGAUCCCCAUCUGUUUCUGACGAUGAAGGAUUCAUCGAUCCCCAUGACGAGGCAAUUUGGAAGCCGGUGAAGAGGUCACAUGCGCAGACCCUCGAUGUACGAAGCAAUGUGAACACCCAAGAUGAAACAGAGGAACCAACCAGGCUGAAGCUAUCGAAAAAACGCCCCAAGAUCACUCCGGGCUGGUGGAAGCCCGUUUCAACCCCCUCGAUGGACUACGUAUGGAACAUGCUGCGGUACGCUAAUAAUACGAGGAGUGAUUACAAGAGUCCUCAGCGUCCUCUCCGAGUGCAUGGAGUUACGACAAGGAGUUGCUUAGAGGAAGACCUCGACCUCAUCGACUUGAAAAUGACAUCUUCGUUUAAGAAGUCUCCUGGAUCCAUCACCCGCAUUGCCCAAAAGGAGGGCUGGGCUGUCGUUGCUUCGGCUUGUACUGGUGGUGGCAUUGACUUUGAAAAUGAGCGCAUGGACCCCUACAACCGAUCCGGAUCCUUGAUUACUUGGAAUAUGGGCGCCAAACCACCGGCCAGAAUACAGGAUCCAGAAGGACACCAGCGGGAGUUCUCCAAUGAUCAAACAAAGUAUUACGCUGUCAACGAUGUCAAGUAUGAUCCCACAGGUACCGCAUUCGUUUCAUCGGGCCUGGAUAAGAAUGUCAGAGUGUGUAAUCGCACGUCUGGCAGCUCAUCCGUAUUCCCGGUCUACUCACGAAGUUUCAUCCUGAAGGAAUUCCAAGGGGUGCCUCAUGAACUAGCCUUCAAACCCGGGUCAUCAAUCCUGGCUGUUGGAGAGAGAGAUGUGUACGUCUUCCAGGGCAUUACAGUCAAUCACAAGAGGAGCUUCGACAAAUUGCGAAUUGUUCCGAAUAAUUUGUCGAGGCGGCAUAUCGUGGGGUCUAUACGAUUUGGUGUCGACUCGACCUCAGGUUACAUCUUCGCCUCGUCAGAACCCGAGGACGAGGACACUGAGGCUGGGGACCACUACAUCGGUUUUCAUAAAUUUGCAGACAUUGAGAGGAUGGAGCGUCCUUCCUCCCUCAGUGCCUCGGAGGCGGGAGAUGAGAUGGCCAUGCACCCCACUGGAGACUUCUUGGCAUUGUGCACCAAACCAGGACCUUCUUCUGGCAUCCUUCGGCUUUACGACAUCCGGCGUAAAGAUGGAAAGGCUCAGACAAAGAUCGACCUCGAACCCCAGGCGGUGGAAGGAGGCCAGGAAGUUGGGAUUAACGAUAUCAGUUUUAGUCCUGAUGGGAUUUAUCUUGCGCUGGGUCGAUACGACAAUAUGGUCCAUGUCUAUGAUUAUCGGUUCCUGGGACGCGGGCCACUAUAUCGUCACCGUCACCAGGACGCUGUGAACAACCACCAACCGUCGUACAAGCCGUGUGGGGUCACAAAGCUCGACUGGGUUCAAUCUCUUCGAACAAGUCGACUGGGCCUUGUUUCCGGGGGCAAUGAUGGUACACCUUGUUUCACUCAGGAUGAUAUGAUAAAGGCUGAAAUUGUUCUGGCUGUUUUAUAG